Molecule: messenger RNA, 644 nt
Organism: Prunus mume (Japanese apricot)
Lineage: Eukaryota; Viridiplantae; Streptophyta; Magnoliopsida; Rosales; Rosaceae
Product: small nuclear ribonucleoprotein SmD1a
Biological process (GO): spliceosomal snRNP assembly; RNA processing
Molecular function (GO): RNA binding
Source: RefSeq, a predicted model, not a curated record
CCCUAAAGUUAAUUUCAUUCUGUGCGGCACAGACAAGAUCCCCCAUUCUCCCGCUUCGUUUUUGGUUACGCUUCAAAACCCUAAGCCCUAGCUGUCGUCUCUCUAUCAACAAUGAAGCUCGUCAGGUUCUUGAUGAAGUUGAACAACGAGACAGUGUCGAUCGAGCUCAAGAACGGCACCGUUGUCAACGGCACCAUUACAGGUGUGGAUAUCAGUAUGAAUACACAUUUGAAGACAGUGAAACUUACGCUGAAGGGGAAGAACCCAGUGACUCUGGAUCAUCUCAGCGUGAGGGGAAACAAUAUUCGAUACUAUAUCCUCCCAGAUAGUUUGAAUCUUGAGACUUUGCUAGUUGAAGAGACACCUAGGGUCAAGCCCAAGAAGCCAACUGCAGGGAGACCCGUGGGCCGUGGACGUGGGCGCGGUCGUGGUCGGGGACGUGGGCGUGGCCGUUAAAGAUGUCGCACGGGUUAUAAUUUUUGUGGCACGUGGUUAUGUAAACACCUUUGUUGUAGGAAGAACUUGGUGAUCUUGGAGACAUUAAAUGAGUUUCGGUAUUGCACUUUUAUUCGUUGUCUAUCCCCAGUGAAACUCCCAAAAUGUUAUUAAGAAGUUGGUAAUCGAUAUGCUUUUGACAUCUCAUA